UCAAACUGACUAAAGUUUUGGUUUCAAUCUCGUGCCUUUUUCACAUGGUGGUAAAAACAUUUAUUCAUGUGUUUUUUAUAAUAAUAUAGUAUAAUUGAUAACAGUAUAAUAUAAUCGGUUAUUCUGUGUCUCCUUACUUCUUGUAUUAGAAGUAUUUAAUUUAAUUGAGUAUACCAAACUACAUAACCUCUUUUCUGCAUCAUCGUGAAAUAUGCAGAAAGUCAAGAGAAAAAGUGGAGAAUCUGUUGAAUCAGCCCCUGUUAAGAAGGUCAAAAAAAACGAAAAUGCAGUUUCAGAGGGUCCGAACAAAAAGGUGAAAUUCGACAACUCAAAAAAAGUUACUUUCAAAAAGGAUGGUGUAAAAAAUUUCAAGUCACCGAAAGGCAAAAAAGACGGGAAACCUUUUGGUAAAUUCAAUAAUAUGAAAGAUAAACCUUUCUCAAAAGAUGGGAAGUUUUCGAAAGAGCAGACAAAGCCAGGGGAAAAGCCUAAGUGGUCUGAAAUGAAAAAGGAGAAGAAAGAACUUAGGCUUGUGAGACGUAAAGCAAAAGCAACUGCAGAGGUGUUCGAAAUAUCACAUAAAGCUAAAUUACUUGCUGCACAAAUCCAGAGGAAAGUAGUAAAAGCAGACUUCAAAGAAAAGUCAUGUAGGGAGUUACAUGGUCUUCUCAAAGGGCAGUAUAAAUCAAUAGCCCUUACCCAUGAUCUCAGUAGGGUUAUCCAAGUACUGCUCAAAUACGGCCCUGAAGAUGUCAAGACUGAAAUAACUGAGGAAUUAUUAGACCUUAUGGUUCAAAUGGUGCAGUCUAAAUAUGCCCAGCAUGCUGUGAAACGUAUUUUGAAGUAUGGAACCGAUUUCAUUCGCCAUGAAGUUUUGAAGAGGUUCUUCGGCCACAUCGUGACACUCUCGGCACACAGUAUAAGUGCUCCCGUAUUAGAUUAUGCUUAUGGUGAAUUUGCUAACAAGACGGAAAAGUUGCACAUGCAACAAGAAUUCUAUGGGGAAAUUUACAAAAAUUCAAAAGACAACAAAAUUAAAACCCUGAGCGAUACAUACAAAGACAGCCCAGAGAUGAAAGCAGCGAUACUGCAUUCAUGCAAGGCUAAUAUACAGCGUAUACUGGACAAAAAUCUGCAUGAUGGAGAGUUGCUGCAUUCAGUAUUGUAUGACUACAUUCAAGAGUGCAGCGCGGAGGAUCGCACUGAACUGAUCACUACUCUCAGCCCACUGAUAGUGCCGCUCAGCAACUCCCUGCCCGGAGUCAACGCGGCAUGUAUCUGCGUGUGGCAAGGCACCAACAAGGAUAAAAAGACUAUCCUGAAAGUUGUAAAGGAGCAUGCAGUGAGUCUCAGCAAACACAAGACAGGCUACCGUUUGCUGCUAGCCAUCUUCGACUCGGUGGACGACACGGUGCUGGUGAAGAAGGCCAUUGUGUCCACUCUCGCUGCAAAUCUUAAGGAUAUUGUGAAGGACCAUUGGGGUGUCAUGACUCUCCACUGGCUAGUCAAGCCCAAAGACACGGCGACUUUCCACCCGAGCCUCGUGAAAUUCCUCGAAGAGGGCGCCAAAAGCGGCACCUCCAAGAAGGACGCGGAUAUACGUACGGCGGAACUGCGGGAGGCCAUCUUGCCAGCGCUCCAGCAAGAUAUAGAAAAUGAUGCGGAGUUCUGGCUUAGUAAUAAAACUAUUGCCCUUCUAGCCGUGGCGGUGAUGUCUAUAGAAUCAACAAAAGGAAUGUUAGACGCGUUAGCCAGAGCUAUUUGCCGUGCUGACUGGAAAGUCAGCGUGAAUAACAAAGAAAUACUGGCGGUGGAAGACGCUGGCAUACACAUGUGUCUGAAGAAACUUGCCAGCCUGGAUAAGGACAGGCCUGGGUGCACGCUUGGGGUCUCCAUUGCGCAAUACUUGGAGGCUGAUGUGUUAUCGGCGUGGCUGCCUACAAACAGAGGAUGUUUCUUCUUACUGAAGCUUAUCGAGAGCAAUGAUGAGAAAACUGGUAACGAACUCAUAGCCAAGGUCAAGCCACACGCUAGUAUCUUAAGAGCUAAUACUUCUGAAGGAGCGAAGUUACUUGCGCAGAAGAUAAAGAAAUAAAAGUUUUGUUAUAAAA
This is a messenger RNA of Amyelois transitella, 2111 nucleotides long. RefSeq names its product protein penguin (gene peng). Gene Ontology annotation, cellular component: nucleolus. The transcript has 8 exons. Gene Ontology annotation, biological process: regulation of translation. Gene Ontology annotation, molecular function: mRNA binding. The record is from RefSeq and is a predicted model, not a curated record. Lineage: Eukaryota; Metazoa; Arthropoda; Insecta; Lepidoptera; Pyralidae. Bases 212 to 2095 code for a protein of 627 amino acids.